Molecule: messenger RNA, 3730 nt
Organism: Cinara cedri
Lineage: Eukaryota; Metazoa; Arthropoda; Insecta; Hemiptera; Aphididae
Source: the annotation of a GenBank genome assembly
CCAUUCACUGCUUAAGGUGUGUUCGCAAAACGUCGUUUUUGGAUUUUUCCUGCGCGUCUUAAAAAACAACAGCUCGUCUUUCCUAAAGUUAUAAAGAUUAUCAAUACUCAAUAGUCUCUUAGGCAACUUCAAUUGGUGUACUUACGUGACGUAAGCACCCGGAGAUUUCCCAACAUUAUUACAAUACUACUCGUAUGCGUUGCCCACUCCCUGAGCGAGUUUGUUGAGUCACAGUAAUAACUAAUUAGUAAUUUGGUAUUUGUGGUGGGAAUCAAUACGAUCGUUCCGUGUAAGUAAUAUUAAUUAUUUUUGUUAUUUUUGUUUACUUCUUAGUUCUUAUGUCUCGUUUGGAUUUUUAGUUUCUAGUUUUCGGGUUCAGAAUUAUUUAUAAUCAUUCGAAAUGGGAUGUGAUGGCGGAACUAUACCCAAGAGGGAUGAGCUUGUACGGACCAAAAAGAAACCUGAAGAGGUAUGUGUACAAAUAAAGUGUCUUUAAAUAUUAUUACAGUUUUGAACAAGAUAAUGGUUUCUAUUAUUAUUAAAACAAUUUCUUCUGAAAAGCAGCAGAGUUUCUUAAAACUAACACUCCCAAUGAUAUCAAAUCCCGGAAAAAGAAAGUCUGACCACAAAAUUAUUAAAUAGAAAAAAAAAGUUAAUUUCCUAAUAAUAUAAAUAAUGAAUAAUAAAAUAAUAUAAUAAUAUGAAUAAGUAAAUAAAGGAAUAUAAUUAAAAAUGAAUGAUAUAAGAAUGUGAUAUAAUUUUUUUAAACUAAUAAUUUGUUAAUAUCUAUUUCAUUUACAAAUACAAUGGCCAAUGUUAAUUAAAAAUUCUACUGAUUUUUCAUUAUCAGCCACUCUAGAACAUAAGUUCCCUUUAGCAUUCACAAAUCACAAUACAUGUUUAAUUUAUACUUGUAAACAAAUUAUUACUAAUUUUUAAUAUCCUUCAUUAUUUACAUUAUUAAAAAAAAAAAUCUGACUUCUGUUUAAUAAUUUUGUAGUCUGACUUUUUUUCCUUAAAAAAUGAAAUCUGACCUUUUCCCAAAUGAUAUCAUUGUUAAUCCUUUAUGUGGACCUAGUGUACUCUCAAGUACAUAAUAGAUUGCGACUUCUUGAAAUAUUUUAUACUAACAUUUGAGGAUAUAAUGGUAAUCACUUGAUACACUUUUAUCUUCUGGUGUAAUUUCAAUUGUAUUUUAAAUGCAAUUUGUAUGUUUUUGUGUAAUUACAUACCUAUGUACUAUAAAAGAGACUAUUUUAUUUUCUUACACAUUUGUGUUGUACUUAACCUACAAAAUAUCAUAAUUUAUGAGGAACAAAUAGAAAUAAAAAUAUACAAAUUAUUAUCGUAUUUAUAACUACUUAAACAUAUUGCUAUAAAUAAUUAUUCAGUGAAAAUUUCAAUCUUCUAUAAUUAUUACCGGAUUACAAAAAAAAUCAAUUAAAAAAGGAUUUAUUAGGGAAUGAAUUUAUAGUCUCAUACCUACCUAGUACUUACCUAUUUAUAUAAGUAGGCUAUUAUAUUAUCACUACAUUUUUUUUCUGUUAUUCUAAAUGAUAAAUCUAAGAAAAAUAAUAGUAUUUGUUUAGUGUGCAAUUUUUAAUGUAACCUGUAAUAAUAAAAUAACCUAAUUUUACUACUUUUAAAUUAAUUAUAUAUUCAGUUGGUCACAUACUAAACAAAUACCAAAAUAGUUUAAAAUAUCAUAAGUGUACAAUUUAAAUUUUGUAUAAUUUUACAAUUGUAUUUUCAGAAAGACAAAUCAUCUAUGCAGUUAUUCCGCUGGCGUAACUGUCACUUGACUCAAGAAGCACUUCAGACACCAAUAGUCGCUUGUGGCUUAGGUAUUUUGUAUAAUAAAGAAUCAGUUUUACAGUACUUAGUGAAUAAAACUCCAUUUCCUGAAGCCUCAGCGCACAUCCGAACUUUAAAAGUAUGUCUGUUUAUCUAUUAUAACUUAUAAAAUAUAUUUAUUAAUAAAUUCCUACAAUUUGAAUGAUCUUUUUAAAGGAUGUAAAAACAUUGAAGUUUACUAAAAACCCAGCGUUCAAAGGCCAGGCUCAAAAUGUUGGAGGAUAUAUUGAUGAUAAAUGUUCACCAUACAUUUGCCCUAUUAUUGGUCUUGAAAUGAAUGACCGUAAUAGAUUCUGUUUCUCCUGGAAAUGUGGAUGUGUUGUAUCCGAGAGAGGAUUUCAGCUCGGUGCAGAUUAUAAGUGUGUCAAUUGUAUUAUGCAAUAUGAACCAAUUGAUGUUGUUGUAUUAAAUCCAACUGAACAUGAAAUACCUAUAAUGAAAACUAAUAUCGCCAAACGUAGGGAAGUGCUUAUCAGUAAGAAAAAUGCUAAAAAAGUAGUUAAAGAAGAACCAGUGGAUGACUUUGAAUAUUCUCCAUUAAAUAUUAAAAUUGAUAGUAAAAUAAUCACAGAAUGUAAAAAAGAAGAAGAUGAUAAAACUGUAGAUAUCAUGACAAAAACAAAAAGUAUGUAAAUUUAAAACUUUUUAUGUACUCUUCAAUUUUUAUUUGCAUUAAUUAUAUUAUUUUUUAUUUUAGGACCAAUUACAAGUGCUGCAGGAUCAAGUUCUUCCAUAUCUUCUACCUCAUCUACUAACUGUCGCAAACUAGAAGACCCUGUCUAUAAAAAAGCAAAACUUACUCAUAGUAUUGCAAAAGAUCAAACAGCAACUAAUGUAUAUAAGUCAUUAUUUACAAGUCAUGAGGAUGACAAAACACAAACUCGAGCUCAUUGGAUUACAUACAAUCCAUUCUAUAACUGAUUAUUCACAUAAUAUAAGAUUUCUGCACUAUUUUAUUACUCACAAAUUAUUUUUAAAAUACAAUAAGUCACUUGAAAUAUUUUCACAACUAGUUAUACACAUUUCAAAUAAGUAAUAGAAAUAAAGUUAUACAUUACUUUAUAUAUAUUCAAAUAAUACAAUAAAUAAUCUAAUGAGAAUAAAAAUGCCAUGAAGUGAAUUUUAUCAUCAGUUAGGUACUAAUUUUAAUUUUUAAUUUAAUGUUUAUAUACUACAUAUUUUUAAUUAAUUGUUUUGUAAAUAGAGUUUUUUCCAUUUAUAAAGAAAUAAUAAUAAUACAUUUUUUCUGAUUGAAGUUUUGUAACAUAGAAAUUACCCUUUUUUUUUCUUUAAAGGAAUUAGACACAUUUAAAAAAAUAAUAUAAAUCUUAUUUAUUCACAUUAUUAUUAAGAAAAUAAUAGAAUACAAUUAUAUUUAUUUUUAUUCACAUAAUUUAAUAAUGGUUACAAAAUAAAAAAAAAAAAACAUUCAUUGAUUAAAACUAACGACUAGUUCAAUUUAUUUUAGUUGUGUUAACAUAUUCUACUUGGUAAAUUAUUUUUUAGAACUUGCUGUUUUAUAAUGACCUAUGCUUAACAUAUCUGACCAUCAAAAAUGGAAGACCAAAUCCGGAACUAAAAUAUAAUGCAAGUAGUGCUGUAAAUUUAUAUUUACUGUAUAUAUCAAAGGGAAGAUUUCUUCCUGGUCCGCCAUAUCCAUGACUAUUCCUAGCUGCAGUUGUUGAAAAACUUCUCAUUAGCUGAAGUCCUUUGGUAGCAAUCAUUUUUCAUAUGGUUGACAAACUUGGUUGUUUUACAAUCAAAUGUACAAGGAUAGAAUGAGAUUUGAAGAUGAACUUUUCUGAAUCCCCGUGAAAAUGAAUUUCUAAAUAACAGCUGGGCUCGACCACAGUGGUACCAAUCUUGAAACAAUCCC